AUGCGCUUUGCCAACAAAGGCUUCGGGUCCUUCGCCUACGCCCUCUUGCUACUAUCGUCAGGUCUUCAGUACGUGCUAGGAGCUUCUGACACACCCUCAGCAUGGCCUAUUCAGGGCAACGAUCUCCAAGACCAAAUCCAAUGGGACCACUACAGCAUCAUCAUCAAUGGCGAACGCCUGUUCCUUUUUGGCGGCGAGAUGCAUCCCUUCCGACUACCGGUUCCUGAACUAUGGCAAGAAAUCUUGGAAAAGGUCAAGGCCAUGGGCAUGCGCAUGAUCUCCAUAUACACCCACUGGGGUUUCCACGCCCCGACACCCGACCAAACCGACUUUAGCACUGGCGCACACAACUUGACCCGCUUCUUCGAGAUGGCCAAGGAAGUCGGUCUGUACGUCCUUGUACGACCAGGUCCGUAUAUCAAUGGCGAGCUGAACGCCGGAGGUUUGGCGCUUUGGUCUACCACAGGUGCCUACGGAGAGUUACGCUCUAAUGGGUCGGCCUUUACCAAAGCCUGGACUCCGUACCAGACGGGCAUGGCAAAGCUCGUCAAGCCGUUUCAGCUCACUGACGGUGGUACGGUUAUUAUGUACCAGCUUGAGAACGAAUACGGUGAACAAUGGAAGAAUGUGGACGCCAAGAUACCCAACCCAAAGGCCGUGUCCUACAUGGAAAAGCUGAAGGAGAAUGCCAUCGACAAUGGUGUUGUGGUGCCGAGUGUACACAAUGCUCCUAACGCCAAUGGCCGUCCGUGGUCGAAAGACUAUGACACUGUUGGCGCUGGAGGAGAUGUGGAUAUCUACGGUCUGGACAGCUAUCCACAAUGCUGGUCCUGCGUUACAGAAGAAUGCGGAAACAACAUCCUACCAUUUGCCGUGUCCAACUACCACGAUCACUUCCAGCUUGUCUCCCCGAACCAGCCCUCCUUCAUGCCCGAGUUUCAGGGAGGAGCUAUGAGCCCCUGGCUGAGCCCAGCAGGAGGAUGUGCCGAACGCACUGGAACCGAGUUUGUCAACUUCUACUACCGCGACAACAUCGCCCAGCGCAUCACAAUUCUCAAUUUAUACAUGAUUUACGGUGGCACGAACUGGGGAUGGCUGGCGGCUCCCUUCUUGGGUAGCAGCUACGACUACGGUGCUGCUAUUUCCGAAGACCGCAACAUUGGCAGCAAAUACUACGAGAUCAAGAACCUGGGUUUGUUCACUCGUGCUGCUGAUGAGCUUGCCUAUACGGACCGUGUUGGUACCGGCACUAACUACACCAACAACACGAACAUCUUCACCACUGAGCUCAAAAACCCCAAGACUGGUGCUCGCUUCUAUGUUCUUCGUCAUGCUACUACGUCUUCUAACUCUCCCGAGACAUUUGCCAUCAACGUGACAACCAGCCUGGGAAGCUUUUACGUUCCGAGAAUUGCACCCUGCCCCAAGCUCCUUGGUCACGAGGGCAAAAUUUUCGUUGCCGACUUCCACUUCGGCGAGCAUACGCUUUUCUACACAACAACAGAGAUCUUGACCUACAGUGUCAUUGAAGAAAAGACGACGCUGGUGUUAUGGACUCCCAUCGGUAUCUCCGGGGAGUUUUAUCUCAAGGGCGCCAAGAAGGGCACGCUAGCUUCCAGCAGCAAAAAUCAGACGGCUGUCUUCGACAAGCGGGAUAAUGGUGUGGUGGUUGGAUUUACCCAGCGUGAAGGUGCAACUGUGUUGGAGUUCGAUAACGAUGUCAGGGUUGUGCUUGUCGAUCGUGAUACAGCGUACAAAACUUGGGUUCCUGCUUUGACCAAGGAUCCAAAGGUGCCUGUGGAUAAGACUGCCAUUGUCGUCGGGCCACGCCUUGUUCGCUCAGCGAGCGUGCAAGGGAACACCAUCUCUGUCAAUGGAGACUGCAACAUUACGACUGAUAUUGAGGUGUUCACAUCUAGCCAUGUCUCAACCAUCAAGUGGAACGGCAAGCAACUUCGGACCACGAAAACCAACUAUGGCACACUCAAGGCAUCCCUCCAAGCUCCGGCAAAGUUCUCGGUCCCCAAGUUUGCAUCAUGGAAGUCUCAAGACAGCCUUCCUGAAACGGCCGUGGGCUACUCUGAUGACGGCCCGGCUUGGGUUAUCGCCAACCACACCACAACACCUAGCGCCACCAAGGGUACCGUACCUUACCUCUUUUCGGACGAGUAUGGCUUCCACACAGGCAUCAAGCUUUGGCGCGGUCAUUUCUCUGGUGAGUCCGGAGCCACAGGUGUCUACCUCAACAUUCAAGGAGGAACCGCACACAGCUGGUCUGCCUUCCUUAACGGCAAGUUUCUAGGCUCUAAUACAGGUGACCCAACAGUGGCCGCCAGCAACGCCACCCUCUCCUUUGCCAACGCACCCAUAUUUACCAACCAAACCAACGUCCUUCUCGUAGCGCAUGACGACACAGGCCACGAUCAACUUUCCGCAGCCCUCAAUCCACGCGGAAUCCUCAACGCCACCCUUUUGAGCUCCAACUCCAGCACUACCCCCAAGUUCAACCUCUGGAAAUUAGCCGGAACAGCAGGCGGCUCCGAUUCCAGCCGCAGUACCCUCGACCCUCUCCGCACUCACUACAACGAAGGCGGUCUCUCCGCCGAACGUCUAGGCUGGCACCUCCCGAGCUUCGACGAUUCCCAUUGGUCCAGCCCAUCAACCACCUCCCCGGCGCAAGGCUUCACCGGCGCCACCAUCCGCUUCUACCGUACUUCUCUUCCUCUUGACGUCCCCAAGGGGGUAGAUGCAUCUUUCGCAUUCAAAUUCACGCCCGUUGACACUUCCAACCUGAACUAUCGCGCAUUCUUGUACGUCAACGGGUAUCAGUACGGGCGGUAUUACCCUUCUAUUGCGUCUGAGAACGUGUUUCCUGUCCCCGCCGGCGUAUUGAAUCAUGGUGGGGAUAAUGUCAUUGGUCUCGCGGUAUGGGCGCAGACGGAAAAGGGAGCAAAGGUAGAUAUUGAGUUGGUCACUAGGUACGCGAUCGAAUCGUCUUUUGAGAGCAGAUUUGAUGGAGAAUAUUUGCAGCCGGGGUGGACUAAGGAGAGGUUGGAUUAUGCCUGA
Messenger RNA from Neurospora hispaniola, 3066 nucleotides. RefSeq names its product glycoside hydrolase superfamily. Gene Ontology annotation, cellular component: vacuole. The record is from RefSeq and is a predicted model, not a curated record. Gene Ontology annotation, molecular function: beta-galactosidase activity. The coding region runs from base 1 to 3066 and encodes 1021 amino acids. The transcript has 3 exons. NCBI's taxonomy places the organism in Eukaryota, Fungi, Ascomycota, Sordariomycetes, Sordariales, Sordariaceae. Gene Ontology annotation, biological process: carbohydrate metabolic process.